AUGACAUCCGAUUCUAGACUUCAAGCCAGUGUAUUCAUGAACGGCAGGGGCCGAAUCGCAGAUCCGCACGACGACAUGCCAGGUUAUUGCUGGGUUACAGCGCAUUUGCCCGAGAGUAUGUCGUGUGAUGAGCAAAGUGACGAGGAGAUCAUGAACCUUGUAUUAUGCAAGAUACAAAUGGGGAAUGUAAUCAUUGGUGAUUGCGCCCUGCAUAGCUUGGGGUUCCAUUGCCUUUCAUUGCCGGUGCAAGGUAUCUCCGGGGAAGACGGCGAAGUGUUGGCUGACGCCGAAACUCUUGUGGAAUGGUGGCUCAAGAAAAUCCGCUUGGGUAAAGCCUGUCUUGACCAGCACAGUAUUUUUGAGGCCACCACACGCCCCCUCGAGCACACUAACAGCCUAGAGGAUGUACCUCAUGGGUGGAACCAAUCUCGAUAA
This is a messenger RNA of Penicillium mononematosum, 435 nucleotides long. RefSeq lists its product as uncharacterized. NCBI's taxonomy places the organism in Eukaryota, Fungi, Ascomycota, Eurotiomycetes, Eurotiales, Aspergillaceae. The transcript has a single exon. The record is from RefSeq and is a predicted model, not a curated record. Bases 1 to 435 code for a protein of 144 amino acids.